UUUUGACGAGACUUACAUAGCCGUUGUCCUUCCUGUUUGAAUUAGCUAAGUAGCGACCAUGGGUAUAGCCGAGGACGUCAAGGAGAAGAUUUUGAUAAGUCUUCCUGGAACGACCGAAGUGCAUGUGCACGAUUUUUCGGAUGAUGUUUGCAAUGGAGCUAAGCUCAAGCUCAUCGUUGUAAGCGAUUCGUUUCGGGGGAAACCACCCCUGCAACGGCAUCGUCUGGUAAAUGAUUGUGUGGCGGUACACAUGCCACAGAUCCAUGCCCUAACCAUCAAAACAUGGACACCGGCACAAUACGAAAGCAAAAAAUCAGUCCAAGAAUCAUGAUAACAACAAUUUGGCUGUUUAAAACUGUCUUAAUUGGAAUCAAUGACGUCGUGUAAACCAAUUGCCGCGCCUUUUCUCCAAACAUUGGUCCGUUUGAUACAAAGGAAAAUAGUCUCUGGCUUUUUUUUGCUGGUGACGAAAUAGGACUUUAUUCGGAUUCCGAGAUGGCUCUUGAAACCAUUUAUUUCAUAGCGUGGUCCAAAGGGAUAAGUAACUAACCUUAGUCUAUGAUUCGGUGUGUUGC
This is a messenger RNA of Phaeodactylum tricornutum CCAP 1055/1, 575 nucleotides long. RefSeq lists its product with no specific name. The record is from RefSeq and is a predicted model, not a curated record. Gene Ontology annotation, biological process: intracellular iron ion homeostasis. The transcript has 2 exons. Gene Ontology annotation, cellular component: cytosol; nucleus. NCBI's taxonomy places the organism in Eukaryota, Bacillariophyta, Bacillariophyceae, Surirellales, Neidiaceae. Bases 59 to 331 code for a protein of 90 amino acids. Gene Ontology annotation, molecular function: 2 iron, 2 sulfur cluster binding.